UUGUACACAGUCAUAAGGCCCCCACAGUUUAACGAUUUCGAACGACGAUUUUGUUUAGAGAAGUGUACUAGGCAAGGGUACUCUCGGUAGUUUGCUAUUAUAUUGCCUGCCGAGAGGAGCUACGAGCAUUCGAAUCCAGGAUGUUCUCUGAUAUCGCAAUCUCGUGCGCUGCCUGCUACGCCACGCUCGUACUCGAAAUUAUUUUAUUACAAGCGGAGAAUAUUCGACAAAUGGGAAAUUAUGAUCACAUAGUAUUGCCAUUUCGAAUGUAUACAAAAUCCUGCCUGAUAAAAAAUCUGCUUAAAACGGAUAAAACGCUAACGUCUAAAAGAAAGUUGACCACGCAGCCGCCCAAUUUAAAAAUGAAAAAACUUCAACUAUCUCCGAUAUCACAAGAGAAGCUGAUUGGAACAAGAAUAAGAAAUGAAAACGUUGCCGAUAACUUUUUGCAUCCAAAAAUGCAUUACAAUUAUCCAUCUUAUUUACAUGUAAUACAGAAAACAGGAAAUCUAAAAGUGGGAAAUUGUGAAACUGAAUGAUUGCGCUCUACAAAAAUAAAGAUCUCAUACAAAGCAGCCCCCGAGAGAAAUGGAUUCGUACAAAUCUUUUCUGAUAGAUUUUAUAGCAGGCGGUUUGUCCGCAGCGAUUGCAAAAACAGCGGUUGCUCCUCUAGAAAGAGUGAAGUUGUUGCUGCAAGUGCAGCAUACCUCGAAGCAGAUUAGACCUGACCAACGAUACAAAGGUAUGAUAGACGCAUUUGUACGUAUACCUCAAGAAACAGGAUUCCUUAGUUUCUACAGAGGCAAUCUUGCUAACAUUGUACGAUAUUUUCCGACUCAAGCGCUUAAUUUUGCAUUUAAAGAUAAAUUUAAGGCAUUCUUUCUGGGAGGCGUACCGCCAGAUGCUUUCUGGCGACAGUUCGUUGGAAAUCUAGCUGCUGGCGGUGCUGCUGGUGCGACGUCGCUUUUAUUUGUGUAUCCGCUUGACCUUGCCCGCACCAGAUUAGCUGCCGAUAUCGGGAAAGAUGAGAAACGAGAAUUUAAAGGUAUAAACGACUGUAUAAUGAAGAUUUUUAAAUCGGACGGAUUUUUCGGACUUUAUCGCGGCUUCAAUGUCAGCGUGCAAGGAAUCAUUAUAUAUCGCGCAACGUACUUCGGAUUUUAUGAUACUAUGAGGGGUAUGCUAUCCGAUCCGAAGAGCACACCGUUGUAUAUGAAUUUUAUAAUCGCCGAGAUAGUAACAACGUUGGCGGGUAUCGUGUCCUAUCCUUUCGAUACAGUUAGAAGACGAAUGAUGAUGCAAUCAGGGCGAAGUAAGGCUGACAUAAUGUAUAAAAAUACACUCGAUUGUUGGAUAAAAAUAACAAAAAACGAAGGUCCCGGAGCUUUCUUCAAAGGUGCAUUCUCCAACGUUCUUCGUGGCACCGGUGGUGCUCUCGUCUUAACGUUAUACGAUACAAUCAAAGAUUCGCUUGAGAAAGCAAUCUCGAAAGAUUGAAAACCUUAGGAAUUUAUCGCAUCGCGAGCAAAAUACUUCCUC
This is a messenger RNA of Trachymyrmex cornetzi, 1539 nucleotides long. Its product is annotated as ADP,ATP carrier protein-like. Gene Ontology annotation, cellular component: mitochondrial inner membrane. Lineage: Eukaryota; Metazoa; Arthropoda; Insecta; Hymenoptera; Formicidae. Gene Ontology annotation, biological process: negative regulation of mitochondrial outer membrane permeabilization involved in apoptotic signaling pathway; mitochondrial ADP transmembrane transport; mitochondrial ATP transmembrane transport. The transcript is spliced from 8 exons. Gene Ontology annotation, molecular function: ATP:ADP antiporter activity. The record is from RefSeq and is a predicted model, not a curated record. The coding region runs from base 589 to 1497 and encodes 302 amino acids.